This is a messenger RNA of Artibeus jamaicensis (Jamaican fruit-eating bat), 2422 nucleotides long. RefSeq names its product transmembrane protein 44 (gene TMEM44). The transcript is spliced from 10 exons. Lineage: Eukaryota; Metazoa; Chordata; Mammalia; Chiroptera; Phyllostomidae. Bases 137 to 1555 code for a protein of 472 amino acids. The record is from RefSeq and is a predicted model, not a curated record.
GAACCUGACCCAGAGAAGGGGCGAGGGGCGGCAGAGCUCGGGGCUGCCCGCGGCCUGGGGGGGGACUGCGCACGGGUCCCCGGCCACGCGGGGGGUGGGGGGGCUCCCGCGCUGGACCCGCAGAGCUGAGCUUGCCAUGGAGGAGGCACCCAGCCCCGCACCCGCGCUUUGGGACUGGGACUACCUGGACCGCUGCUUUGCCCACCACCGCGUCUGCAUCUCCUUUGGCCUGUGGAUCUGCGCCUGCUGCUGCUGGAUCGCCGCCCACGCACUGCUUCUCUAUCUGACAUGCGCAAAGAGAUCCGGACAGGCCCAGUCGGCGCUGUGUGCUGCAUGCUGCCUCCUGACCAGCCUGUGUGACGCGGUUGGGGCGAUUCUGGCCAGGCAGCUCACGAUCCAGGUAUUCACUGGUGCCUACCUAGCGGCUGUUGACUUGAUGAACUUUGUGUUCAUUCUGUUCCCACUCUGUGGCUCCAAAUUCAAGUCUAAUUUGGGUCACAGCUCCCAGGAGAGGAAGAGGAGGCAGCAGCUCAGGGCCAGUGUAUUUGCCCUGACGCUGCCACUGAGCCUGGGCCCCUGCUGGGCUCUCUGGGCUGCUGUCCCAAAGGCUUCAGGCCUUGUCCAUGGGCCACAGCGGAGGCUGCUGGGAAGCCUGCUGCAGGACAACACCGAAGUUUUUGGCUACCUGCUGGGUGGCAUCGCAGCCUUUGGCUCCUGGGCGUCCCGGAUCCCCUUUCUCUCCAGAAUCUGCCAGGGUAAGACGUUUUCCUCCAUCCACCUGUGGGCCCGGCUCCUGUCGGCCCUUGCUGGCCUCCUGUAUGCUUCAGCCAUUGUGGCCCACGACCGGAAGCCUGAGUACCUGCUGCGGGCCACACCCUGGUUCCUGACCUCCCUCGGCCGAGCUGCGCUGGACCUCGCCAUCAUUUUCCUGUCCUGGGUGAUGAAAAGCAAGAUGAGAAGGGCCUUGGGGUUUGCCUCUGAAGCCAGAGAGAGCCCGGACACCCAAGCCCUUCUGACCUGUGCGGAGAAAGAGGAAGACAACGAGGAGGCAAGAAACCAGAAUUUGGAUUGGGUGCCUCUCACAACACUACCGCACUGCAAGUCACUUGGGGCAACGGCAGCCAUCAGUCGCUACAUGGAGCUGACCAUUGAGCGGGUGCAGCAGACAGGCUGCAGCGCCACCAGGCUGCCGGGGGAUGGACAGAUGUGCUUGGAAGCUGCGUCCCUGCAGGAACCCCCCUCGUACCCUCCCGUUCGAGUCAUCCGGGCCCGCGUGUCCUCCAGCAGCUCCUCCGAGGUCCCUUCCAUCAACUCCGACCUUGAGUGGGCCCCUGAAGAUACAAGCCUGGAAGGGAACAAAGACAAUGUGGAGAUGCUUAGACCCCAGAUGCAUGGGCGCUCUAGGAGGCCAUUUGACUUGACCUCUGACGAGGGACACUUCUUGGAGCCACCUCAACAGCUCAGAGCCCAAAGCCAAGUGUCAGGAACUGAGCAGGCCUCAACUGGCAGCGGCACCCAUGGCAGGCAUUUAAGCUUCGCUGAGGCUGCCCGAUGAAGUGAAGAACCAGGAGCUGUCACUGACCUUGGCUUGUCUGCGCCGUGCUCAUAAUGGAGUGAAGACUUUGGGCCCUGUGGACAGACCCGACAUGCCCAGAGUUCUGAGAAUUUGAAGUUCACACAGCACUCCUGUGAAACAUAAACCGUCUCAAGUUACUCUUUUCCCUUUCCCUUUUGAUUCAACCGUGCUCUGAACAUCUGCUAUGUGCCAGGGAUGAGUUCAUUUAACAAACAGCUAAUGCCUUUGAAUCUCAGUAGAGCCCCACUCUGCAAGACCUGACCAAGCCUAGACGAAAGGGGUGCACCCACAUGCUGGGGGCCCGGGACACAACCACGGGUACUGAUGGGAACUGGCUCCUGCCUUCCGUUCACCCACGUGAGUUUUCUGCUGGAGGUUAGAGAUAGAUCUUCAAAAACACCACGUGUCCACGGUAGGCAGCCAACUGACUUGCCUCAGGCAGGCCACAGCUGAUGGGUGAGCUUUUCAUCCCCAGGGCCACAACUUUUCAGGAUGCAAAAAUGUACAGUCAUGGGUGCAGUGUGAACAUGGGGAACAUGCUUAGUGCGAGUGGUAACAGCAGGACAGGAGGAGCGUUCCUCUUUUAAAAGGCAGGGACAUGGGGAUAGGAUGACAUCCCUGAAGUCUGCCUUUAGCACAUACCCCCUUCCUCAAGGGGAUGCUGGCUUAUGCUCCAAGGCACCAAAAAUUGGCUGGACCCUGACGGAAAUGGCCAUUCACCCAAGAACAUCAAAUGAUCUUGCUAUCUGUGGAACAUCUCACUAUACCUUCCUUUCAACUGUGCUGUAAAUUAGAAACUGCUUUUAAAAAAUAAAGUAUUUAGUAAAAUGGUCUUGCUGACUUUCA